AUGGCCCCUGUAUCGGAUACCACGCCCUCCACAACAGCUUCUCCCAGUGGCAUUGUGCCCACGGACAUGUGCGUGCAUCGGUGCCAAGUAGACAUGCGCGACGUGGUAUACGCUGGGUCGACUGUGGAGGAGGCAGACGCCACACUGAGCCGAAUGCUUCACCUCGAGCAGCAGCAGCAGCUACAACCUCGGUGCGGCACCAGACCUAUCGUUUUUCUACGAUGCACCGACGGCAUCUUUGUGCCGCGCGUGUGCCUGUCCGACGUCUCGGCCGCGGCGACGGCGCUGCUGGAGGAGAUGCGGGCGGCUCGAACUCGCACCUUCGCCCCACCUCCGACGGUGGCCGAACUGCAAGCCAUAUCCCCCUUUCCCAUCAAGCUUCACACGACCACUGGCCAAACAUCAAUCACUGCGACUGCGGCGGCGAUAUCAACGGCGUGUGAGGAGCUGCCGUGGAGUCGCGCACCGUCUUCGGUUGGCUGGCGAUACCCACCCACCGCCGUCCUUCGUGCCGGACCGCUGCGUGUGACCAUGGGGGACGUGAAAGCGGCGGCGCUCACGACAGUUGCGUGGCAGCGACUGGCAGACUUGACAGAGGCGCGGCAGUCAAAACUGGCAGUAGACUUGAAUCGCGAAGCAACCGCCGAUCCACUGAAGCGUGCACAGGAGGCCCAGUGUGCUGGGCUUCGUGUGCAGCUGUCAGCUGCUCAAGAGCAGCUGACCCUCUCCGCUCUCGAGCUGGAGGCUCUGCGAGAGCAAGUGGAGCAGCGGCAACGGCAGCUGCAGAGACAAGAGGAGGCACACGCCAAGCUGCAGAGCUACCAGGCCUACACAGCAUCAUCCGAUGUGCGAGAGCAGGCAAGGGCGACAGCCCGCGAAGAGGAGGCGCAGCGCGCGCGACUCCGUGCCCAGCUUGCCCGAAGCCGACAGCAGCGCGCGCGGGAGCUGUGUCUCGUCUACACGGUGGAGCUUUCAUCUCAGUACGCGAAUGAUGCCUGCACACGUGCGGCGGAUGCGAAGGACCACAUCAACAAGUGUGCGCUCCCCAUCAUGUUUGCUGGCCGCGCCGACACCGACACUGCUUCGCAUUUGGUGGCGAGCACAGCCGAGGAUAUGCAUGAGGAAGCCGUCGCUCUCGGCCAUGCCGGUCACCUGCUUGUUGUGCUUUCUGUCCUGUACAGCUGCGCAUUACCCUAUCCGAUUCUUCUAGGGAGCGGGCAGAGUCACGUGCUCUCAUCACCGAACAUCAGCGCCGAGCAGGUGUUGGCGGCUCCUUACACGCUCACGGAGGCCUGCAAGUACCCGCUAGUCUGCCAUAAGGUAGCGGAGCGACCUCUCAUGAUGGCCGGCGUGCAUCUCUUGCUGCGGGAUGGUAUUGUCCUGGCAAAGGCAAUGGGCAAGCCAGAGCGCCGCGUGCUCGCCUGUUCUGAUCGACUCGGAGCGCUGCUUGAUCUAUUGCUACGCAACGUUGAGUGA
Molecule: messenger RNA, 1476 nt
Organism: Leishmania braziliensis MHOM/BR/75/M2904
Lineage: Eukaryota; Euglenozoa; Kinetoplastea; Trypanosomatida; Trypanosomatidae
Exons: 1
Coding region: 1-1476 (491 amino acids)
Biological process (GO): SNARE complex assembly
Cellular component (GO): endosome; lytic vacuole
Molecular function (GO): SNARE binding
Source: RefSeq, a predicted model, not a curated record